Messenger RNA from Ostrinia furnacalis (Asian corn borer), 1369 nucleotides. Its product is annotated as probable low-specificity L-threonine aldolase 2. Gene Ontology annotation, cellular component: cytosol. NCBI's taxonomy places the organism in Eukaryota, Metazoa, Arthropoda, Insecta, Lepidoptera, Crambidae. The transcript is spliced from 8 exons. Gene Ontology annotation, molecular function: L-allo-threonine aldolase activity. Bases 200 to 1318 code for a protein of 372 amino acids. The record is from RefSeq and is a predicted model, not a curated record. Gene Ontology annotation, biological process: L-threonine catabolic process; glycine biosynthetic process.
AAAUGUUCGCUAGGAUAUUUAAUUAAUUUAUCAACAAAGCAACUUAUUUGUAUAGAAGUGCUAUCAAUAACGCAAUAAUAUCAAUAGCAACAGAGCUAAUUACAUCCUGUUAGUUGUCCUCGCCUACUUGAAUUUUUAUCAAGCAAGUUAUCGGUGGAGCGGUCUCUUAUCCAAGUGAAGCUGUUACAACCUCAUCAUCAUGGCAUACAUUGUGGAUCUCCGGUCGGACACCGUGACGAAGCCCACUAAGGCUAUGAAGCACGCCAUGGCGAAUUCGGCCUUAGGUGAUGACGUCUUCGGGGAAGAUCCUACAGUGAAUGCUUUGGAGAGCAAGAUCGCCAAUAUGCUGGGCAAGCAGGCCGCGCUCUUCGUUCCCUCUGGGACUAUGUCCAACCUCAUAGCCAUUAUGGUGCACUGCAAUAAGAGAGGAUCUGAGGCUGUAGUGGGAGAUCUAACACACAUCUUCAAGUAUGAACAAGGUGGCGCAUCUCACCUGGGCGGUGUAAUGCUGUCGACGCUGCCCAACCAGCCAGACGGCACUUUUUCGCUAUCGGCGCUGGAAGCGCGCGUGCGCGGUUCAGACAUCCACGAGCCGCUUACAGCGCUUGUCUGCAUUGAGAAUACGCACAACGUGUGCGGCGGGAAGGCACUACCCCUGAAAUGGGUAGACGAGCUGGCCGUGGUAUGCAAGAAGCACUCGCUCCCCAUCCACAUGGACGGAGCUCGACUGUUCAACGCGUGCGAGCAUCUAAAGGAGUCCCCAGCUCGGGUGGCGCGCGACUGCGACAGUAUCUCUGUGUGCUUUAGCAAGGGGCUGUCGGCGCCUGUGGGAUCUGCGCUGGUCGGCUCUUACCACUUCAUUGAGCAGGCGCGGCGCGUGCGCAAGAUGCUAGGCGGCGGCAUGCGGCAGGCGGGAGUUCUGGCGGCGCCUGCGCUUGUGGCGUUGGAUGAAAUCGUUCCCAAGCUGGCCCUGGACCAUAAGCGCGCGCAGAUUCUGGCUAAAACGAUCCAAGGCAUGUUCCUGAAGUCGUUCUCCGUGGACCCAGAUAGCCAACACUCCAACAUCGUACUGGUGCGGAUCCCACCUGAAAGUCCUCUCACUUCGGAUGCGGUGCUACAGAGGCUAGAGCAAGUCUGCCUGGCUGAGACGCAGGGCGACUGCAAAACACCAGACGACGAGGGCGUGAUCGUAAAGGGCACAUCGUUCAACAGUAAGACCAUCCGCUUCACGCUGCACCACGACAUCGGCGACGAGGGUCUGUGGCUCGCCAUCAUGAAGAUCAACUACGUGUUCAGGGAGAUGGACGCCAGCCAGUAACAUAACCUGAUCUAAAGCGGGGUUUAGAAUAAAGCCUGGUCUGUGAGCACG